AUGAAUAGGGCGAUAGAUUAUUUGCCAUAUAUUGACUCAGUUUCUGAUCAGUACAUACAACAAGUUGAGCAAAAUAUUGCAGAAGAACUGGAGAAAACUACAGUAGACGGCCCACAUCCCAAUCUCAACCAACUAUUCCCCGUUGCUAAUGAAUGCAAAUGGCAGGCUGAGUACAACUUGUACCGUGAAACUGUUGCUAUGAACACUGAUAAGGACAAAAGAGCCGCUGAAGAUGAACUAUUAACAAAAAUUAAACGGCAAUGUGUUGGAAUAGAUAUGUCCCGUUACGACGCUACCUCCACCGAUUCAAAAGUACUAGCAAGUAUGGUAUCGUAUCUGCGGCAUGAGGAUAUAGUUGUUUCAAAACUUCUGCCGAAAACAGUGCAGAACCAGUGGCUCAUCAACAAGGACUAUAUAGAAAAUGCAAGGGCAACCAUUGAGGAUCUGAUCCACACACAACAACAGGAGACUGAUAAAUUGAACAGAUACAGACAACAGGUUCAGGAAUGGGAAGCCCUUACAUUCCGUUAUUUAAAAUCACAGUGGCAGGAUAAACUAAACAAGAACAUCGAAAAGAGCCUGCAGAACUAG
Eremothecium cymbalariae DBVPG#7215 is the source of this 591-nucleotide messenger RNA. RefSeq names its product Snt309p (gene SNT309). The transcript has a single exon. Lineage: Eukaryota; Fungi; Ascomycota; Saccharomycetes; Saccharomycetales; Saccharomycetaceae. Gene Ontology annotation, biological process: mRNA processing. The record is from RefSeq and is a predicted model, not a curated record. The coding region runs from base 1 to 591 and encodes 196 amino acids.